AUGACUUAUACCUCCUCCGAGUCUCGGGUCAUUAUGGAUACUCCACUGCGCGAACAAUAUGAUGCGCUCUUAGCCGAUGACGCAAUCACGUCCGACUAUUCUCGUUGGCGAGAGCUCAAGCGCCUCGUGAUUGUGCACGGUCUGCCCCGAGACGAGGCAUCGACUCUUGAUGCGAAUUCCAGUCUCUGCUCGUUGCGAGGGCGUGUGUGGAAGACCUUUUUAGGCGUGGAAAACGACGUCGAUAUGACGAAAUACGCAGCACUUGUCGGCCGCGGCGCCUCGCAUUAUGACGGCGAUAUUCGGAAUGAUACGUUCCGGACGUUUCGAGGCGACCCAGAGUUUGCUCAACGGGUGCCCGAGGAGAAACUAGUGCGACUGUUGAAUGUCUUUAUCAACGAAUUGGGGGCGAACCCGGGCAAGGAGAAAACACCGGAAGAAGGCGAACAGGUGCGCGAUGGCAAUUUGCCAUCGAUCAGAUACGUUCAAGGAAUGAAUGUGCUAUGUGCACCAUUGCUGUACGUCUUGCCCGAGGCAGAUGCGUACCACACUUUUUGCCAGCUUAUUGUCCGCCAUUGUCCACAUUAUAUGGCGGCUCGGCUACAAGGUGUGGAAAAGGGCUGCGCUCUUGUGGACAAAUGCCUCGAAACGUUGGACCCGGAUCUGUACCAGCACUUGUUUCGACGAGGCAUUACAGCGCGGAUAUAUGCUCUUCCACUGAUCUUGAGCCUAUUUGCUUGUGUACCGCCACUCCACGAGCUUCUUCGUGUCUGGGAUGUGCUUUUUGCAGUAGGCGUGCACUUUGUAGUCGUUUUAGCUGUCGCGCAUACGGUACUUCUCCGAGAACAACUGCUGCGAUUGGACAUGGACUUGAUGAAGGUGCUCAGCCUCCGAUGUGUGCCCCCUCUCCAGUCAGACUUGCUUAUUUCGAUCGCUUUGCAAUUGUUCCACCGUCUACCUGAUGACCUCUUGUACGAGAUUGCUCGGCACCCAUUUGCAAACCCAGACGCUCCAACCAGUUUGCCUUUCCAUCCGAAGACCGUAACCGCCAUCGCGACACAGAUUGAAAAAGAGCGGAAGGACCUGGCUAGGGGAUCGAGUCGGACAGACUCUACGGUCCUCGACUAG
This is a messenger RNA of Peronospora matthiolae, 1125 nucleotides long. NCBI's taxonomy places the organism in Eukaryota, Oomycota, Peronosporomycetes, Peronosporales, Peronosporaceae. The record is from the annotation of a GenBank genome assembly.